AUGUGGAUCUGUAAAUUGCCGUAUUAUCAUAUCUUCAUUUUACCAGAAGGUCCGUGUUCUCUUUGCCCACAUUCUGCCAAACCAUUGACAUCGCAAAUGUAACGGAGUCCCUUGUAUCGCGGAUCUGAAAUCCUCGGGCUUUUUAGAUCUUCCUGAGGAAACCUCGUGUUGAUUUCUUAGGGAACUGUCCCUUGGCAUGUUUGAUAAAAGAAUGUAGCAUCUGGUAUUGAAAUACUCCGAAAACAGUUUCAACGUACGCGCAAAUGGCCUCUCCUACUCUGCCCACCAACAUGAUCCACAAAAUCGGAGAGAGCGUUCGGCUACUCUUAGAUCGAUGCUCUGUCGAUAUGCAGACACAGCGCGUCAUUCCAUUCGACGACGAACUAUUUUCACUAGCAUGCGAUGAAGUAGCCCGCCAGGCUCUUAUCCUCGACACGGAAACCUCCAAAUCAUUUACGCCAUACAUUAAACACGGCACCGACACUGUCACCACUUGUUACAACCAUAUCCAAGGCGUCAAGUGCCGCAUCUACAUCGUCCUCUACAUUGCCUGCUUUUUCUACUUUGACGACAAGUUCAUCCCGGAAUAUUCUGACUCUGAUAAUGUCGCACAGGAUCUUUUUGCUUGUAUGAUGGGAAAGGCGUCCCCGGCUGAUCCUUUGCAACAGCUCUUCUGUUACCUGAUGACAGAGGCCCCGAAAUGCUUCCCUAAUCACCCUGCAUCGAACGUCGUUAUAACGGGCACAUUGAAUUUUGUGACCGCUGCGAGUCUGGACUAUCGCACACAAGGCAUGAAGAUGCCAGCCUCGGCUAAAAGAUACACGACAUUCACAAGAAACAUCUCUGGUAUUGCAGACGUUAUGGGAGUGUUCAUAUUUCCAACUUCGGUGCCGGUGACUGCAUAUAUUGCGGCCCUUCCCGAUCUAAUGGUUUUCAUGUUGUCCUCCAAUGACGUUCUUUCUUUCUACAAGGAAGAAUUGGCAGGGGAAGAACUGAACCGAGUUUCUCUUCUUGCUUUAUGCGACCAAUCUAAGAAGACGGACGUCCUGAGACGGCUCGUUGAUUCUACUAUCGACGCUCACAACAAUAUUUUGGAUAUCCUUAAACCUAAUGAGGAGGCGUUGGACGCGUACUUGAGCUUCAGUGAUGGGUACAUCUGGGCUCAUGCCGGACUUUCUAGAUACCGUCUGAAAGAAUUGGGUAUCUUCCCAGAGUAGACUGUAGUUUGGCUUCCGGUAUACCUUGGGUAUAUUACAUCCGAUAUAGAUGUGUAGAGCAGCUAUUGAAGACUGACUUGAUGACUUCUCGUCGCUGCCUUGGGUCUGAGCUAAUUUCGUAUCUCUUUGGAUAGACUCAAAAGCCUGUCGCAUCAAGUUGUAUUACUUUUAGUAGAUAUCAAAUUAUUCAUAGGAGG
Molecule: messenger RNA, 1414 nt
Organism: Desarmillaria tabescens
Lineage: Eukaryota; Fungi; Basidiomycota; Agaricomycetes; Agaricales; Physalacriaceae
Exons: 4
Coding region: 264-1217 (317 amino acids)
Molecular function (GO): carbon-oxygen lyase activity, acting on phosphates
Source: RefSeq, a predicted model, not a curated record